UGUUUUCAGUGUAGUCGCCCCUUGAAUUGCACCGUUAGGUUAGGGUGAACCGUGUCGUUUCGACCAGCUAGCAGCAGUUCUCCACUGCGAAUUUGUACGUUUUAAUUUAUCUAAUACCGAUAACUUACAUACUGCGCUACACAUUCCACUGCAUAUUCUUUCGUUAGUCGCUGGCUAACAAGUUAGCAAACUUAGCCAAUGCAACCAGCUAAUGUUAGCUGUCAAAACAGCGUAGCUAUGGCAAAAAAUGAGUUAUCUGGUGAAAAUGUGAGAUAGCUACAUAUAGCGUCAAGUUAGCAACUGGCGAAGAACGAAUUACUAUACUGAUUAACUAAUUUGUUGGAAAUGUGAGGUUACGUAACAACAUACAUUAUGUAAUACAACUACUUAAAUUGUUCAAAACGUACACGUUUAAUACUCGACUCGGAACUACGGACACGUUUCUUGAAGCACAGGGGUCAGCUUACAUCAGCCCACACCACUCGGGCACAACAGGAAGUAGCCAUGUUGUUCAGUUCACACUUCACAGUGAGGAAUUUCCACAGAUCUGUGGGUAUUCCAACUUGUCUUUAGAGUGGUCUUUUUUCGCCAUUAAAAAGGAGUUAAAACUAAGAGUAAAAAGAUAGGGUCGCUAAUUUGUCAAGACGGAUUUUAAACGUAGUCCGAGUUCUGUAACUUAUCUAGCAGUAACUAGCUAGCUACUUGGCUAACUAAACAAACGCAAACCAUGCCAUCCGUCAGUCGGUCAAGGAGUCGAAGCCCGGAGCCUAAAAACACCCACAAACGAAAUGGUCGAUCCAAGAGUCGUGACUUAAGUCCGGCCCACCGCACAAACAAGAAACAUGAUGGAAAUUCCAUCAACGAAAGACUUCUGCGAUUAUGCGAUUCCAAGGCGGGUCAAGUCACUGGUAUUUAUAAGAGAAGCAACCGGAGUCGGUCCAGGUCUAGGUCCAGAUCCAGAUCCAAGUCCAGAAAUGAGAGACACGGCCACUCAUCUCGUUUUGCGCAAUAUGACAGAAAGGAUAAUGCCUAUUGGCAUUCGAGGGAAGAUCCCUUUAUGGCCAGACGGCUACAGGAACGGGAGAAAAUUGGGGAAUUUGGGUCACCUGAAGUGUGGGGCUAUUCGCCAAGAGUAAGAGAUCCAGAUUCUGAUGAGCAUACCCCUGUGGAGCAAGAUGUGAAUAAAGGCAAAUCGAGUUCCAGUUCUGAAGGAGAAAAGAGAAAGAAACGAAAGAAGAAGAAGCGUAAAAAGAAGCACAGGAAACACUCCGAGGACAGUGAGUCUGAAAGUGACUCGGAUGGGGAAGAAGUAAAAAAGAAGGAAAAGAAGAAAAAAAGAAAAAAGAAGAAGUCAAAAAAGAAGAAGAGUAAGAAGAGCCGCAAACAGUCCAGUGAAUCGAGCAGUGAUCAAAGUGAGCAGGAGGAGGACCCCAGUGGAGAGCUAUGGGUGGAGAGAGAGAGCACAGGUCCACUGAUUGUGGGCCCUGAGGUUCCCCUUACCCAUCUGUCCCAGGAAGUGGGUCUUACAGAUUUUGGACACGCACUGUUGCCCGGUGAAGGUGCGGCCAUGGCUGAGUAUGUGAAAGCUGGCAAACGUAUCCCCAGAAGAGGUGAAAUUGGACUGACCAGCAAUGAGAUUGCAGACUUUGAGAAGUCAGGCUUUGUGAUGAGCGGCAGCAGGCAUCGCCGCAUGGAGGCAGUGCGUCUGCGAAAGGAAAACCAGAUCUAUAGCGCUGACGAGAAGAGAGCAUUGGCAUCCUUCAAUAUGGAGGAGCGCAGGAAGAGGGAGACCAAGAUUCUGUCCAGUUUCCGUGAGAUGGUGUACCGGAAGACUAAAGGCAGUGACAAGCCAUAGGCUGUACAUCGCAACUUUAAGUACUAAAUAUGUGAAAUUGGUGGUUUUGACAAAAAAAAUAUUUUUUAGAUAUGGAAUAUUUUUUAAGCUUUGUCCCUGUUAUCUCUGAAGUAUCUUGAUGUUUUUGUACACAGUUGUCAUCAGUAACCUUAAUGACAAUAAUCCAAUUCUGUCAAUGAGGUAAAAAUUUAAAUGUUGUGUAAAUCAUUUCAAAAUCAAAUGGAGAACAUUGUAUGUAAUGGUGAUUAUUAAAAUGAUUAAAAAGAAGGGUCACUUAAUAAUUACUUUGCAUUACUGGGCUGUUUGAACGCAUCUCAAUGUGGUUAUUUUAGUUUUGAAGGACAUUCUGGCUUCUAAGUGAAAUAUUUUCUCAUUUUUUCAAUACCUUGCUUUUUCCCAGCCAAUAUCAUGAAAAGGACUUGCAGAUAUAUUGCCUCAUAACUAUAAGAUGGGAAUGCUGUGUGAAUACAUAAGGCACAAGGCACACUUUUAACCUGUUGGUGCACAGAAUUCUACAUCUGGCAAAGAAGUACACUUGUUUAAAAGGAGCAAAAUUAAUAAAGCUUGCUGUCAUGUUG
Conger conger (European conger) is the source of this 2433-nucleotide messenger RNA. RefSeq names its product NF-kappa-B-activating protein-like. Gene Ontology annotation, cellular component: nucleus. The coding region runs from base 728 to 1855 and encodes 375 amino acids. NCBI's taxonomy places the organism in Eukaryota, Metazoa, Chordata, Actinopteri, Anguilliformes, Congridae. Gene Ontology annotation, biological process: regulation of gene expression. The record is from RefSeq and is a predicted model, not a curated record. The transcript has 8 exons. Gene Ontology annotation, molecular function: chromatin binding.